Aaosphaeria arxii CBS 175.79 is the source of this 1215-nucleotide messenger RNA. RefSeq names its product branched-chain amino acid aminotransferase II. The record is from RefSeq and is a predicted model, not a curated record. NCBI's taxonomy places the organism in Eukaryota, Fungi, Ascomycota, Dothideomycetes, Pleosporales. Bases 1 to 1215 code for a protein of 404 amino acids. Gene Ontology annotation, biological process: branched-chain amino acid metabolic process. The transcript is spliced from 2 exons. Gene Ontology annotation, molecular function: branched-chain-amino-acid:2-oxoglutarate transaminase activity.
AUGGUCUUUCCCCCCGCGCCUAGUGAGUCCAUGGAAUGGGCAAACCUUGGCUUAACCGUCAAGGACAAUGUGAAUGGCCACGUUGAAUCCACCUACAGUGUUUUGACAGGAGAGUGGACCGAGCCCAGAUUCGUCGAAGAUCCUCAUAUCAAGAUUCACGGUCUUGCACCCGCCUUGAACUACGGACAACAAGCCUAUGAAGGACUGAAGGCUCAUCGUGGACCCGAUGGCAACAUCCUUUUGUACCGACCCGUUGCACACGCGGACCGCCUCGCCAUAUCCUCAAGCUACGUUUCUAUUCCCGAGGUACCCCAAGAGCACUUCCUCAAGUGCGUCAAGUACGCAGUCGCCCGCAAUGCAGAGUUCGUCGCACCUCACAGCACUGAAGCUCUGCUAUACAUCCGACCCCUUGUUUUCGGCUCAAAUGGUCAUCUUGCUCUGAGUGCUCCUACUGAGUACACUUUCGCCAUCUAUGUACAGCCCGCGAGUGCAUACCACGGAGUGCAGCCUCUUCCCGCAUGCGUAAUCGAGGACUUUGACCGUGCUGCCCCACGCGGCACUGGCGGCGCAAAGGUCGGUGGCAACUACGCUCCUGUCAUCCGUCACACGCAGAAGGCUGCUCAGCAAGGUUACCAUGUCACUCUUCACUUGGACGCCCAGACUCGCACAUGUGUUGAAGAGUUCUCCACAUCUGGUUUCAUCGGCAUCAAGAAGAACGGCGACAGUGUCACGGUCGUCAUUCCUGACAGCAAGACUGUCAUUCAAAGCAUCACUUCUGAUUCUUGCCUUACUCUGGCCAAGUCUUUCGGCUGGGCCGUUGAGAAGCGCGAAGUCCCAUGGAGUGAGUGCAAGUUCUUUGACGAGGUCAUCGCUGUCGGUACUGCUGCUUCCUUGCUUCCGAUCAGGUCGCUUUCCCGUCCAUCCACGGAUGAGAAGUUCGUAUAUGGCGAGAAAGCUGGCGAGUGUACCCAGAGGCUUGCCAGCGCGAUGAGGAAUAUCAUGCGAGGAAACGUUAAAGAUGAGUUUGGUUGGACAUACACUCUUCAGGAAAAGGACUUGCUGCUUCCUGAAGAGCCCAAGGCUGAGGAACUCAAGGCUGAGGAACCUCUUAUCGAGGAGCAAGUCAUUGGCUACAAUGCUACGCAAGAUAUCAAAGCCGCUACCGUCACCAUCAACCCGAUUCCUGCUCCUACUUCAGUUGCAGUAGAGGCAUAA